GUCUUACAAAUUAUUCUAUAAAAAAUAAUAAUGAUAAAAUGUAUGGUGACGCUUGUUAUCAUUUUUUUUGUGGAAUGUUAUUCGAAUUAUGGAAAUCACGUAGCAUGACCCAUAUAGAUCGUGUAGGAUUUGCUUAG
Molecule: messenger RNA, 137 nt
Organism: Funneliformis geosporum
Lineage: Eukaryota; Fungi; Glomeromycota; Glomeromycetes; Glomerales; Glomeraceae
Source: the annotation of a GenBank genome assembly